Perca fluviatilis (European perch) is the source of this 3506-nucleotide messenger RNA. Its product is annotated as ras-related protein Rab-19-like. Gene Ontology annotation, molecular function: GTP binding; GTPase activity. The coding region runs from base 967 to 1635 and encodes 222 amino acids. The record is from RefSeq and is a predicted model, not a curated record. NCBI's taxonomy places the organism in Eukaryota, Metazoa, Chordata, Actinopteri, Perciformes, Percidae. Gene Ontology annotation, cellular component: trans-Golgi network. The transcript has 4 exons.
GAGAGAGAGACGCAUGAGGCUAUAAAUCAGUAAAAACAGGAAAAGUGAUAACAGGAGGCAGAGAUAAAGGAAGGCAGAGAAGCUGGUGUAGGAAAAAAGAAACGGACAUGUGUGUGAAAGAACAGCAGGUGUAUUGGAGAGGAGCCUGGAUUACAGACAAGGAUCUUUUUAAAUUACAUUUUAUUUAAAGGAAGUUGCUUUUUUCCUUUCGACAGACGGCUUACCAGAACCUGCACAGGAGGACAAAAAGGAUGGGAUGUGCUUUCUUUUGCUCUGGGCCACAAAGUGGGUCAACACCUGAGAAGGAGAUGAAAGGAGCAGCAGAAACUGAGGCAGUUUUGUCCUACUGAAAGAGCACAAGAGGGGGGAGAGACAGACUGAGAAACUAGAGAGCAUGGAGAGAAUUAUAAAAAAACACCUUUAAUUUUUUAAGCCACUGAAAACAGACACAGUUAAUUCUUCCAAGUUGCUGCUUGUGGGCCGUGUACUUCACAAUGUGUAAACUCUAAAAUGUUCAAAUGUCAGACUAUUUUAAAUUUUAUUUGGAAACUAUUGGUGAGGUAAAUGGACUAUCAGGUGCUUUCUAACAUUUGAACAGCAUAAUUUUACAUCUUGACAAACAAACUUUCUAAACCCUAAACUGGUUUUACAAGCUACAUGUGGCCCAUUGUAAGGAAAUGUACCGUGCUUCUGGAAAUCUAGUCUCGUGACCAGCUGUAGCUUUCACUGGGAGGAGAAGCAGUGGAGUCAUUUAUUUUCUUUUUUAAAUGAAACUUCUCAACAUAAAUGCAUUUUGGGAUCUGUUUUCUUUUCUAUGACUCAGCCUUUAUUCAAGCGUAAAGAUAACAAAUCAUCUCUUGGCCUUAAAGUCCAUACAUUCCAAGUGAUCUACAGUAAAACGGGAGGUCAUCUCCUUCAUUCCUACACAUUCACAUCCACAGUAAAAGACUCUACUGGACUUCCACCAUGCAGACCUCAGGACCUGAGCACGAUGACUCUUUUGAUUUGCUGUUUAAGAUCAUCCUGAUCGGAGACUCUAACGUAGGAAAGACCUGCCUGGUUCAGAAUUUCAAGUCAGGGAUUUUCUCAGAGAAACAGCAAAACACCAUCGGAGUGGAUUUCACUGUACGGACCGUGGAUAUCGAUGGGAAGAAAGUUAAGAUGCAGGUGUGGGACACGGCAGGUCAGGAGAGGUUCCGUACGAUCACCCAGAGCUACUACCGCAGCGCUCACGGCGCCAUCAUCACCUAUGACAUCACGCGACGCCCAACCUUUGACUCAGUGGCUCACUGGAUCAAAGAGGUGGAGCUCUAUGGAGCAACCAAUGUAGUGCUGGUUCUCAUAGGUAACAAAUGUGACCUGGAGCAGGAACGUCAGGUUCGGUUUGAGGAAGCCUGCAAUCUGGCAAAGGAGAGAGAUGUACUAGCUGCUCUAGAAACAUCUGCAAAGGAGAGUCAGAAUGUGGAAGAAGCUUUCACCUUGAUGGCCAGAGAGCUGAUGUCUCGUAACGGUCUCACUGUCCAGCAGGGGGACUCAGAGAGCCACAGCACCCCUCGAGUUCUUCUCCGGGCCAACUCUCGGCCGGUUAAUGACAUAGCUGCCUACACGUCACCAGAGAAGAAGACAUGUUGCUGAUUUAAAUGUGGAUAGGACAGGGAAGAGGGUGAAGGACGCUUCUCUUCAUAAAUGUUGGAGAAGGGGAUGUCAUUACCCGAUCCGUACCGGUUUGUUCAGGUCCUAUGGGCCCCUGACCAAUUGACUAUCUCGAGGUCAUUGCCUAUCGCAACCAUCUACGCACGUCCGUAGAACAAAUCAGGUUUCCGGUACGCAUCAGGCUGCCACUGGGAAAUGGAAGCAGAUCCAAAGAUGCAUGGAUAUGGAAUAAGGCUGGAAAGGCCUCAAGGACCAUUAAUCUUCGCAUUGAGGAAGUUUAGGCAAUUUUUGGAAAGUAUUGAAAAAUCAAUUCAGUGUACUUUUUGUAGCUUAUACCUGACCCGAGAGAAUUGUUCAGCUGGUACUACAAGGACAAAGACCAAGCAUGUUUGAAUGGGGCUGGGGGGGUGGGGGGCAGUGGUGAUGGUUGUGAUCAGCUUUAGGUAAAGUUAGUAAACCAAUCUCAUUUAUAUCAACUAAUCCUGGAUUGUUUGACUGUUUUUAUUUUGUAAUAUAUAUUUAAGUAAUUUAUUUUUAAGUUUUCACUACCAAAAGUAAUCAAAAUCUGAAUGUAAAGACUAAGGCAUUAAUGCGGUGGUUACUUAGUUAUAUAAACAUUCCAAGCAUCCUCAACACCUGCUGCCCUCAACCAGGUUAUCCUUAACACAACGUUCUUUGUGUGGUAUUUUUUUGUCAAAAUAAUUCAUGCUUCACUCUGCCGGUAAAACUUUGGAAAAUCUGGCAGACUUUGAUUCUAUUUUAACAUAUAAGACUCUGAGUAUUUCACCCACCUCUUGUGGUGCCACUAUGAUGAGCUGUGAUCCUCUGCUGCUGCUGUUUGACUACACACUCAGAAAUAAAGGUACAGAAAAGUCAAAAGAAAAGGUACAAAUGCUCAUCGCUGGGGCAGUACCCCCAAGGGGAACAACAUUGUACCAUAUUAAUGGGUACAAAGAAGUACCCCUACAGUUUGUGCCUUUUAGGUACAAAUAUGUACCCUUGAAUAUGUUCCUUCAAGGGUACAAAUGGCUCGUCGCUGGGGUGGUACCCCCGAGGUAUACCAAUGGUACCCUUACCAUAGGUACAGAGUUGUACCCUUUUAUACCGUACCUUUUGAGAGACAAUUUUGUGCCUUAGCAAUACAUUUGUACCUUAAGCCACUGAUACAAAAUGGUACCCCAUUAGAUGGUACAAACCCUUUUCUUUGGAAAGGUACUUAUUUGUACUCAGCUGGAGACAUGUUUGUACCUUUGAUGGUAAAUUUGUGAAAUUUGUACCUUAAAGAACUUAAUUGUACCCUCACUGUACCUUUUUAUUUCUGAGAGUGCAUAAUAAAGUCUUACAUGGUCACAAAUGUACAUAUAGGAUGUGAAUGUCUUCCUUAAAUCAUCCUGUGGACUACCUAAUUGUGAACACUAGAGGGUACUGUGCUGCUACACAUGCUGUACUGUUGUACGGUUGGUUGCUCAUCAAGGUGAUUUAAAACAUCUGACUGCACCAAGAAACAAUUACCCACGUUCACAUGCAACCCGGUAAACAGGAAAUCACUUUUCAAAUCACCUGUAAGGCUGAAAUCCCUGCCAAGACAACAGUCAGACUUAAGUAACUGGGCUGACAAUGCUUACAUCCAGGAUAUAAAUCUCUUUGUUUCUCAUGCCAAGUUGGCAGGCCUAAUUUAAACACCAAUCUGGAAGUCAUGUAGUGAGACCUGUACUGAUUGUUAUUUUCUUACACUGAUACAGUUAAUCUGCUUUAAAGUGUAUUGGUUUAGUGAGUGGAACAAUCCAAGAGUAGCCUUGUCCUUUAUCCAACAUCUGACCACCAAUAAAUUAUCAAUAUGACUUUAACAACAA